AUGGAUAUGUUGAAGUUAGUCUGCUCAAUUUGGAGCAUUUAUCCAACAUCUGACAAGCUUUUAUUUCUUUGUGUGAAUAAAAGUCUACUUCUUCACAUUUGCGAUUAUUUGGCCCCUCGUCGUUUGUUUACCAUUUUGCUCUUUCUCAAUCUCACAAAGCAAGCACAAAGGCUUACACAGGGGUUAUUCAUGACAUCAAAUGCUGUGCACAAAACAUAA
Clunio marinus is the source of this 219-nucleotide messenger RNA. NCBI's taxonomy places the organism in Eukaryota, Metazoa, Arthropoda, Insecta, Diptera, Chironomidae. The record is from the annotation of a GenBank genome assembly.